Messenger RNA from Ceutorhynchus assimilis (cabbage seed weevil), 919 nucleotides. NCBI's taxonomy places the organism in Eukaryota, Metazoa, Arthropoda, Insecta, Coleoptera, Curculionidae. The record is from the annotation of a GenBank genome assembly.
AUGGUAAUGAAAUUUGAAGAAAUCGGAUCACUUCGGACUUUUUCAUUUAUCGGCAACACUGGCAAGAAUAGCGGCCUUUUCAAGUUCCAAUGUCAAGAUGUCAAUGACAUGGACAAGAACGACUACGACGUCAGCAGACACUUUUCGUUCUUCUGCAAGUUACAAAGGCUGUGGUCGCGUCAGAGAAAAAUGACGAAAAUAGUGUGCGUGGCCCUAGUGGGACUUCUAGGAUUGUUCGCUUUGGUUAAUGCGGGUAGUCAGGAGGGAGCAAAAAAAGGACCCAAAGUCACUGAGAAGGUUUGGUUUGACAUCACAAUCGGCGGGGAGGCAGCCGGCCGCCUCGAAGUCGGCCUCUUUGGCAACACCGUUCCGAAAACGGCCGAGAACUUCAAACAGCUCGCCCUAAAGCCUGCCGGCGAAGGCUACAAAGGCAGCAAGUUUCACCGAGUCAUCAAAGAGUUCAUGAUCCAAGGCGGCGAUUUCACCAGAGGUGACGGCACCGGAGGACGUUCAAUUUACGGCGAACGUUUCGCCGACGAGAACUUCAAACUGAAACAUUACGGAGCUGGAUGGUUGUCGAUGGCAAAUGCUGGAAAAGACACAAACGGUUCGCAGUUUUUUAUAACUACCAAAGCAACUAGCUGGUUGGAUAACCGUCAUGUAGUUUUUGGAAAAAUUCUGAAAGGGAUGGAUGUUGUUAGAAGGAUAGAGUCCACAGAAACUGACAGCAGAGAUAAACCAAUCAAAGACGUCAUAAUUGCAGACUGUGGUGUUGAAAGCGUUCCAGAACCUUUCAGCGUGUCGAAAGAAGAUGCUAGGGAUUGAAGUGAUAGGUACUCUCCCAUUUUUUAAUGGAAGCCAGUGUCUUUUUUGUACUACUACUUGUAAUAAAUAAAUUGAAUUUUACUUAUAAAAUGAA